Molecule: messenger RNA, 1725 nt
Organism: Durotheca rogersii
Lineage: Eukaryota; Fungi; Ascomycota; Sordariomycetes; Xylariales; Xylariaceae
Product: putative hexose transport-related protein
Exons: 4
Coding region: 1-1725 (574 amino acids)
Biological process (GO): transmembrane transport; carbohydrate transport
Cellular component (GO): membrane
Molecular function (GO): carbohydrate:proton symporter activity
Source: RefSeq, a predicted model, not a curated record
AUGGUUGCGGGUGCCGACACGGGAGCUGCUACGUACAAUGCGGCCCUCAAGCGCCGUCAAGCCAUGAUGGGGGCGUCCGGUCCUAUGGCCCUGGUCACGAAUUUCAAGGUAUUCAGGGUCGCCCUCUUUGCCUGUAUCGGUGGUGUCCUCUAUGGCUACAACCAAGGCAUGUUCUCGGGUGUCCUGGCUAUGCCCGCUUUCAAGGCACAUAUGGGCGAGUACGAUCCAUUCGAUGACUCAGCCGAUCAGACUAAGAAGGGAUGGUUAACUGCUAUUCUCGAGCUCGGUGCCUGGGUCGGCACACUGCUGUCGGGCUUCGUCGCGGAGGCCCUCUCGCGGAAAUACGGGAUCUUGGUGGCAGUGACAGUCUUCAUUCUCGGGGUCGUCAUCCAGGCAACGGCGCAAUCCGGCGGUCACAACGUGAUCCUCGCGGGCCGUUUCAUCACCGGUAUGGGUGUCGGCUCGUUAGCCAUGAUCGUGCCCAUAUACAAUUCUGAAGUGGCCCCCCCAGAGGUCCGCGGCGCGCUCGUGGCACUCCAACAACUUGCAAUCACCUUUGGCAUAAUGGUAAGCUUCUGGAUUGACUACGGCACCAAUUACAUUGGAGGAACCACCCUCGGUACCCAAAUAGACGCUGCCUGGCUUGUGCCAAUCUGCCUGCAGCUCUUCCCGGCGGUCAUCCUGUUCGCGGGAAUGAUAUUCAUGCCCUUCUCGCCGCGUUGGCUUGUGCACCAUGAUCGAGAGGAAGAAGCACGCAGGGUUCUGGCGAAUCUACGUGGUCUCGCCCCGGACCACGAGCUUGUCGAGCUCGAAUUCCUCGAGAUUAAGGCUCAGUCGCAAUUCGAGAAGCGCACCAUAGCGGAACAUUUCCCCCAUCUGAGGGAGCAAACACCGUGGAACACCUUCAAGCUCCAGUUUGUGGCCAUAAAAUCCUUAUUCCAGACGAAGGCGAUGUUCAAACGUGUCGUAGUGGCCACCGUGACCAUGUUCUUCCAGCAGUGGACCGGCAUCAACGCCGUCCUAUACUACGCACCCAGUAUCUUCAAGCAGCUUGGGAUGGACGAUAACGUCACUAGGCUAUUGGCUACCGGCGUCGUUGGGAUUGUCAUGUUCGUAUCCACUGUGCCGACAGUGUUGUACAUCGAUCGUGUAGGGAGGAAGCCCGUCCUGGCGGUGGGCGCUGUCGGGAUGGCCACCUGCCACAUCAUCAUUGCCGUUAUUGUCGCUAAGAACGCGAGCCAAUGGGCAACUCAGUCUGCGGCUGGCUGGGCUGCCGUCGUCAUGGUCUGGCUCUUCGUCGUACAUUUCGGAUACUCUUGGGGACCCUGCGGAUGGAUCAUCGUGGCCGAGAUCUGGCCGCUUAGUUCUCGUCCUUAUGGGGUCUCGCUCGGCGCCUCCAGCAAUUGGAUGAACAAUUUUAUUGUCGGCCAAGUUACGCCUAUCAUGCUUAACGAGAUUGGCUAUGGCACGUACAUUCUCUUCGGACUUCUCACAUUCAUAGGUGCUGCCUUUGUCUGGUUUUUCGUACCUGAGACGAAGAGACUGACACUCGAAGAAAUGGAUGUUAUAUUCGGCUCUGAAGGCACCGCCCAGGCCGACUUUGAGCGUAUGGAGGAGGUCAACAGAGACAUUGGGCUUACUUCCAUGCUCCAGGGCCUCGGUGACGGCCCGGGCAAUCACGGCAAAUUAGAGAAAAAGGAGAUCACCGAAGAUGGUCAACAGUGA